AUGGAACCACCAUUAAAGAAAUCAAAACGAAAUACAGAUUUUAGUAUACGUUCAUUAAUUGAUUGUUCACAGAAUGAUAUUCAACAUUCCUCAUCACAUACAACCAGUCCAUCGAAAUCAACAAGUAAUGAAAGUCUUCAAUAUUCACCAUCAUCUUCUGGUGGUGGUGAUGGUAGUAGUAUUCUUGCACGAUUAUCUUGGAAUCAUAAUAAUAAUAAUACUCAACCACAUUGGUUACCAGAUGCAGAUAUUAUUGAUAAAGCACGUAAUAAUGAAUUACCCAGGAUUAAUGCAAAAGCCUGUUCAUUACGUAAACAUAAACAAAAUCGUAAACCACGUACGCCAUUUACAACAUCACAAUUACUUGCAUUAGAAAAGAAAUUUCGUGAUAAACAAUAUUUAACUAUCGCUGAACGAGCUGAAUUUUCAGCUUCAUUAAAUCUUACCGAAACACAAAUUUGGUUUCAAAAUCGACGAGCUAAAGAAAAACGUAUAGCUGAAGCUGAUACAGAAAAAUAUCGUUUUCUACAAUUAAAACAUCCAUUAGCUGUUGCUGCUGCUAAUGUUCUUCAUCAUCAUCAACAACAACAUCAUCAUCAUCAUUCAUUGUACAAUUUUAUUUCACCAGCAACAACAACAUGUUCAUCAUAG
Messenger RNA from Adineta steineri, 651 nucleotides. NCBI's taxonomy places the organism in Eukaryota, Metazoa, Rotifera, Eurotatoria, Adinetida, Adinetidae. The record is from the annotation of a GenBank genome assembly.